UUCCCUGCUCCGUCCCGGGGCGGACACCCCGAGGGCCCCGGGAGUUGCGCCCGAAACCCGGCCUGGCCCGGACAACACCGAGCACUUGACAGAUUUUCUCACGUGCUGCUCAACCCAAACCCUAGAUACAAUUAACAGAGGAAGAAAGAUGCCUAAGAGAUGGCGCUGCGGUCCCGCCGCGGGUAGAGCCCGCCCUAACCGCGCGGCGGGGCUCGGGCCAGCAUGGGCCGAGGGGCCGUACCCCACUGGGCUCCGGGCCAGGCAGCCCAGCCAGGCGGCGUGCGGACGCGGGCAGUCCCGAGGGCGGCCGCGCGGGGGCAGCACCCGCCCGCCUGCCACCCGGAGAUGGUCCCGGCGUGCCCCGCGUCUGGUGCGCGGAGGCGGGACUUCCGGUUCGUGGCGCCGGAGUCAAGUGGUUGCCGGAAGCGUGGUGUGGCGGCGGCACCGGUGUUGCCGGCAGAAGUCAUGGAUAUAGAUGCUGAAAGAGAAAAAAUAACAAAGGAAAUCAAGGAGUUAGAAAGGAUUUUGGAUCCCGGCUCCACAAGUAUCAAUGUGGAGGUCUCAGAAUCAAGUCUCGAAUCAGAUUCCGACGCAGAUUCGCUGCCUGAUGAGGACGUGGACACUGCUGGUCCCCACAUCUCGGAAGAAGAAAGGUGGGGUGACGGCAGCAACGAUGAGGAUGACCCCAAGGACAAAACGCUCCCUGAGGACCCAGAGACCUGCCUGCAGCUCAACAUGGUUUACCAGGAGGUGAUCCAAGAGAAGCUGGCCGAGGUCAGCUUGCUGCUGGCCCAGAACCGGGAGCAGCAGGAGGAGGUCAUGUGGGAUCUGGCGGGGUCCAAAGGUCCCAAGGUGAAGGAUGGCAAGAGCCUGCCCCCGAAUCUGUACAUUGGGCACUUCAUGAAGCCCUACUUCAAGGACAAGGUCACCGGAGUGGGGCCACCUGCCAAUGAAGAUACGCGGGAGAAGGCUGCCCAGGGCAUCAAGGCUUUCGAGGAUCUUCUGGUGACCAAAUGGAAGAACUGGGAGAAGGCUUUGCUCCGGAAGUCAGUGGUCAGCGACCGCCUGCAGCGUCUGCUUCAGCCCAAGUUACUGAAGCUCGAGUACUUAGAGCAGAAACGCAGCAGGGUGACAAGUGAGGCCGACAGGGCGGUCCUGGAGAAGCAGAGCCAGGCGGCGGACAGGGAGAUCCAGGAGAUCAACCAGCUCCCAGAGGAGGCCUUGCUGGGGAACAGGCUGGACAGCCACGACUGGGAGAAGAUUUCCAACGUCAAUUUUGAAGGUAGCCGCAGUGCACAGGAGAUCCAGAAGUUCUGGCAGAACUGGGAACACCCAAGCAUCAACAAGCAGGAGUGGAGCGGGCAGGAAGUGAGCCAGCUGAAGGCCAUCGCAGCCAAGCACGGCCACCUGGAGUGGCAGAAGGUCGCCGAGGAGCUGGGGACCGGCCGCAGCGCCUUCCAGUGCCUGCAGCAGUACCAGCAGCACAACGCGGCCCUGAAGCGCAAGGAGUGGACGGAGGAGGAGGACCGUAUGCUCAGCCAGCUGGUCCAGGAGAUGCGUGUCGGCAGCCACAUCCCCUACCGCAGAACGUUCACAGGGCCCCUCUGCCUGCAGUCGUCUACUACAUGGAAGGGCGGGACUCCAUGCAGCUCAUCUACCGCUGGACCAAGAGCUUGGACCCCGGCCUGAGAAGGGGCUGCUGGGCCCCGGAGGAGGACGCGAAGUUGCUUCAAGCCGUUGCCAAAUACGGGGAGCGGGACUGGUUUAAGAUCCGGGCAGAGGUGCCAGGGAGGAGCGAUGCCCAGUGCCGAGACCG
Molecule: messenger RNA, 1816 nt
Organism: Rhinolophus ferrumequinum (greater horseshoe bat)
Lineage: Eukaryota; Metazoa; Chordata; Mammalia; Chiroptera; Rhinolophidae
Gene: SNAPC4
Product: small nuclear RNA activating complex polypeptide 4
Exons: 13
Coding region: 223-1689 (488 amino acids)
Source: RefSeq, a predicted model, not a curated record